Molecule: messenger RNA, 1060 nt
Organism: Drosophila sechellia
Lineage: Eukaryota; Metazoa; Arthropoda; Insecta; Diptera; Drosophilidae
Product: chymotrypsin-2
Biological process (GO): proteolysis
Molecular function (GO): serine-type endopeptidase activity
Source: RefSeq, a predicted model, not a curated record
UUAUGUCCGACAGCUUCAUUCAUUAUUUUUAGCCACAAAGUUCGUUGGGAAACCCAUUUAAAUUUGCGCAUUGUGGCUUUCUUUUUUAAAAGGUUUUCGUGAGCUUGAAGAGUACCAUUUUCUAUCAAUGUCGACAGAUUCAAUAACCUCCUAUCUAAAGUCGUAAAUAAUAUUAAUCGUGCAUAUUCGGCGAGCUUUUAAAAGCAGUAGCCAACGUGGGGGUGCCAUUUUUUGGCCAAAUAUGUUGUCGAAUCAAGAUCUCAGCCUGAGUUUAAUCGUUAUCCUGACUGUAACUACGGUUGGUCAGGCCGCGCCUCCCAUAUCAAGGGUGGUCAAUGGUACGGACUCCAGUGUGCUGAAAUAUCCUUUCGUGGUAUCCCUAAGGAGCUACGAUGGCGCGCAUUCCUGCGGUGGUUCUAUUAUUUCGAAACAUUUUGUGAUGACCGCUGCUCAUUGCACCAAUGGUCGGCCUGCGGAUACCCUAUCCAUUCAGUUUGGAGUGACCAAUAUUAGUGCCAUGGGUCCGAAUGUGGAUCCUACUCGCCAAAAUGCCAAUGACAUCUCGCUGCUAAUGGUGGAGGAACCUUUUGAGUUCGAUGGCGUCUCUGUGGCUCCGGUGGAAUUGCCAGCUCUGGCUUCUGCUGUGCCUCAAUCGGAUGCUGGAGUCGAGGGAGUGCUCAUCGGUUGGGGUCUCAAUGAUACCUAUGGAAGUGUCCAGGACACCCUACAGGAGGUUUCCCUGAAGAUUUACUCGGAUGCAGAGUGCACCAGCCGGCACAAUGGCCAAACGGAUCCCAAAUAUCACAUCUGCGGAGGAGUAGACGAAGGAGGAAAGGGUCAGUGCAGCGGGGAUUCCGGUGGACCCCUCAUCUACAAUGGCCAGCAGGUGGGCAUCGUGUCGUGGAGCAUGAAACCCUGCACCGUGGCUCCCUAUCCGGGUGUCUACUGUAAGGUUAGCCAGUACGUUGACUGGAUCAAAAGCAACCAAGCCAUAUCGGCUUAGUCACAAAGUACAUUGUUCAAUAAAUUGAAAAUUAAACCACUUAAUAAAAAUCAGAUU